Ipomoea nil (Japanese morning glory) is the source of this 761-nucleotide messenger RNA. RefSeq names its product ABC transporter G family member 12. Gene Ontology annotation, cellular component: membrane. The transcript has a single exon. The coding region runs from base 234 to 761 and encodes 175 amino acids. Gene Ontology annotation, molecular function: ABC-type transporter activity. Lineage: Eukaryota; Viridiplantae; Streptophyta; Magnoliopsida; Solanales; Convolvulaceae. The record is from RefSeq and is a predicted model, not a curated record.
UCUUUACAUUCAUGGCGAUCGGCGGCUUCCCCUCCUUCGUGGAAGACAUGAAAGUGUUCAACAAAGAAAACCUGAACGGGCACUAUGGGUGCGGGGCAUUUGCCAUUGCCAACACACUUUCUUCCCUGCCAUACCUCUUUCUGGUGUCACUCAUUCCAGGAAUGAUUGCUUAUUUCCCAGUAGGGCUUCAAAGGGAGUUUGGGCACUUUGCAUACUUUGCCUAGGUCAUUCUCAUGAACAUGUUGCUAGUAGAAAGCUUGAUGAUGAUCAUUGCCAGCCUGGUGCCAAACUACCUAAUGGGAAUCAUCACCGGAGCCGGAUUACAGGCGCUGAUGAUCCUCGGCGGCGGCUACUUCCGGCUGCCCAAAGAUCUACCAAAGCUGUUCUGGCGGUACCCAAUAUAUUACAUCGACUUUCAGAGGUUCGCUUACCAUGGCCUAUUCAAGAACGAGUUCCUGGGGCUGAGAUUGCAAACGGAAACCGGUUGGAUCAUCAUCACUGGAGAAGAAAUUUUGAGGGAUGAAUUGCAGGUUGAAAUGGGUCAUUCAAAGUGGAUUGAUCUCUUGGUUUUGAUGGUGAUGGGAGUUGUGUGUAGACUGGUUUUCUUGUUGGUUGUGAAGAUGAGUGAAAGGGCUAAACAUGUUGUGAAAGCAGUGAUAAUGAGAGUUUCACCAAAAGAAAGUCACCAGGUUGUAGCCACCUACCCUUCUUCUACACCUUCCCAUACACCCAGUGCUAUUAUAAGGUUUCUAAACAUAUAA